CUUGUUUUUCAGUGACACAUUCGGCCAUUCAUGUUUCAUCGGUGCGGCAGCAUUUUUUCUUGUGAAAAUUUUUAGAUUAAAGUUAAUUGAACAAUUAGGUGCUAUUGGCCGGAAAGUUGACCCACCCGAAGAAGGGACCGUUCUCCUUCCUCCCGUAACAAGAUGAAGGAUAAAACCAUGCUGAUGUUUACGCUGUUGGCAGCAUUUAUGGCCACAUCCACCCUCGUAUGUGGCACGGAGGAACCGGAACCGGAGGUUGUCCAGGACAGCGGCGAUCUGUCCUACAAAAGCCCGUACGCUGAUCCGGCCAAGUUCUACUUUGCGGAUCACUUUGAUGACAAAGACCAGUUUGCCGAUCGGUGGAUCAAGUCCCAGGCGAAGAAGGACGACACGGCGGAAGAAAUCGCCAAAUACGACGGAGAGUGGGACGUGGAACUGCCCAAGCGAACGCUCCUCGCCAACGAUUUUGGUCUGGUGCUGAAAUCGAAGGCAAAACAUGCUGCUAUCGCUUCCCGGCUCAGCAAACCGUUUGUGUUCUCCGAUAGGACUCUGGUGGUGCAGUACGAGGUCAACCUGCAAGACGGCCAGGAAUGCGGCGGCUCGUACAUCAAGCUAUUGUCUUCAGGAAAGGAAACGACAGAUCUCAAACAGUUCCGUGACAUAUCUCCUUACACGAUCAUGUUCGGACCCGACAAGUGCGGAAACGACGUAAAGUUGCACUUUAUUUUCCGCCACGUUAAUCCAAUCAACGGCACUAUCACUGAGAAACAUUGCCGCAAAGCAAAAGACCGCCUUGACGAUGCCUUCAAAGACAAACAGCCCCACCUUUACCAGUUGGUCCUACGCCCUGACAACACUUACUUGAUCCGUUUCGAUCACAAGAUCAUCAAUGAAGGGUCGUUGUUUACCGAGUUUACGCCGCCUGUUAAUCCUCCGAAGGAAAUUGAUGACCCUGAGGAUGCAAAGCCAACCAACUGGGACGAAAGGGAGAAAAUUCCGGACCCCGACGCAAAGAAGCCCGACGACUGGAACGAAAACGAGCCACCGCAAAUCCCGGACCCGAGCGCUUCUAAGCCGGAAGGAUGGCUCGAUGACGUGGAGGAGAUGAUUCCGGACCCGAAUGCGGAGAAGCCAGCCGACUGGGAUGUCGAAAUGGACGGCGAGUGGGAGGCACCGUUGAUUGCUAACCCCGUGUGUGAGAAGGCGGUCGGUUGUGGCCUGUGGAAGGCUCCGAUGAUCUCGAACCCCAGCUACAAAGGCAAAUGGCGCGCACCGUUGAUUGACAACCCCAACUAUCAGGGCAAGUGGGCACCCAGGAAAAUUCCGAAUCCAGACUUUUUCGAAGAUACCAACCCAUUCAAAAUGACCACAAUUGCUGCAAUUGGUAUUGAGCUGUGGUCAAUGUCUAGUGAUAUAUUGUUCGACAACCUGAUCAUUACCGACGACGAAGAUGCCGCGCGGGACUGGGCUGCCCAGACGUUUGACUUAAAGCGAAAGCUUAUUGAUCGUGAGGCGAAAACAUUGUGGGACCGAGCGAUGAAGUACAUGGGAUACAAGCCUGGAUACUGGGCUGCGUAUUUCGUGUACUGUUCCAUUCCCGUGAUCGCAUAUGUUUGGUUCUUGCUCAGACGUCGAAACGAACCAAACGAACCGGAGGAAGAGCUGGAGAGCACACCGCCAACCGCUGCCCGUACAAAGAAAACCGAUGAGUUUGUGCCCGACGAUGACCAGGAUCAGCAGGAAUCUUCCCGGACGAAAUCGAAUCUCAACUCGCCGAGUGGCGAACAGGAAGGAGGAGCUCAAGCGGAAACCGUGGACGGUGGAGAUGAUGAAGAAGAGGGGGAUGAAGAGGACGAAGAAAACGAACCAGAGGACGAGGAACCCGACACCGUCAUUGAGGGAAAGGAAGCGGAUGAGCUUCUGCAGGACGAACCCAAAGAACCCGAGGGUGGCGUGAAAAAGCGAAAGCCUAGAAGGGAGUAGUAGAAGAACCGUUUGCCGCCAGCCGGGCAGCUUCAACUCAACUUAUUUUCAUCUCCAGCUUCAGCAAAGAGUAUUGCAUUUCCUUUUGUUACUAUCCUGCAAAAAAAAAAAAAAAACAAAAAUAACACUAGAAAACCAACUACUAGCCGGUGCAGUUAUAGGUUUUUAUGGAUCAGUCAAAUAGCGUUUAGUUUUAUCAAUAAUUUAUAAAAGAAAGGAGUUAGAAAUCUUAAGUAAAUGCCGAACAAAAAAUAUCGUCAGUAGUUUUGCAUAUGUGUGUGUGAACAUUUGAAUUAAAAAAAAAUGAAACACAAUAGAUUAAAAUAAACGACUGAUUGUAUGAAUCAACAUCAAAGGAGCAUUGUCAACAACAACAUAUUCGCCAAUAAAGCCGGUACAAUAAAGAAAAUUCCGAAAA
Messenger RNA from Culex quinquefasciatus (southern house mosquito), 2401 nucleotides. RefSeq names its product calnexin (gene Cnx99A). The transcript is spliced from 7 exons. The record is from RefSeq and is a predicted model, not a curated record. Gene Ontology annotation, molecular function: calcium ion binding. Bases 163 to 1983 code for a protein of 606 amino acids. Lineage: Eukaryota; Metazoa; Arthropoda; Insecta; Diptera; Culicidae. Gene Ontology annotation, biological process: protein folding. Gene Ontology annotation, cellular component: endoplasmic reticulum membrane; endoplasmic reticulum.